This is a messenger RNA of Suncus etruscus (white-toothed pygmy shrew), 935 nucleotides long. RefSeq names its product RNA binding motif protein 24 (gene RBM24). Gene Ontology annotation, cellular component: cytosol. The record is from RefSeq and is a predicted model, not a curated record. The transcript is spliced from 4 exons. Gene Ontology annotation, molecular function: mRNA 3'-UTR binding. The coding region runs from base 217 to 927 and encodes 236 amino acids. NCBI's taxonomy places the organism in Eukaryota, Metazoa, Chordata, Mammalia, Eulipotyphla, Soricidae.
CUGCUGCUGCUGCUUCUGAAGCUGGUGCCACCGUUGCUGUUGCUGCCACCGUUGCUGGCGACUUGGGAAGCCGAAGCCCAGCGCCCCGGGAACUUGCACCCCUGGGCCCCCGGCGGCCGCCCCAGGCUGCAGCAGGAGGAGACGCGCGGCCGGAGCCGGAGGACCAAGAGGCGCAGCAGCCGGAGCCGCAGCCGGAGCCGGAGCCCGGGUGCGAAGAUGCACACGACGCAGAAGGACACGACGUACACCAAGAUCUUCGUCGGGGGGCUUCCCUACCACACCACCGACGCCAGCCUGCGCAAGUACUUCGAGGUCUUCGGGGACAUCGAGGAGGCCGUGGUCAUCACCGACCGCCAGACGGGCAAGUCCCGGGGCUAUGGAUUUGUCACCAUGGCCGACAGAGCUGCUGCGGAAAGAGCCUGCAAAGACCCCAACCCCAUCAUUGACGGCAGGAAGGCCAACGUGAACCUGGCCUAUCUGGGAGCCAAGCCAAGGAUCAUGCAACCAGGUUUUGCCUUUGGUGUCCAACAAAUUCAUCCAGCUCUUAUCCAGAGACCUUUCGGGAUACCUGCCCACUAUGUGUAUCCGCAGGCCUUCGUGCAGCCCGGUGUGGUCAUCCCCCACGUCCAGCCCACAGCAGCCGCCGCCUCCACCACCCCUUACAUUGAUUACACGGGAGCCGCCUAUGCCCAGUACUCAGCCGCUGCAGCCGCCGCUGCAGCUGCCGCCGCCUAUGACCAGUAUCCCUAUGCGGCCUCCCCAGCUGCCACCGGCUACGUCACCGCAGGGGGCUACGGCUAUGCAGUCCAGCAGCCUAUCACCGCUGCAGCCCCGGGGACAGCUGCUGCAGCCGCCGCUGCAGCUGCCGCCGCCGCCGCCUUCGGCCAAUACCAACCCCAGCAGCUGCCAACCGACCGAAUGCAGUAGGAGCAGUC